GGCAGUGGGUGACUCGUUGACUGCGGCGACGGUAAUGUGGGCAACAUGGGAGACGCAGUGGGAUUUACAGUGAGCGGUCUGUGAGGAGCGUCGGGAACAUGGCGGAGAGGUUGGAGUGGGUGGAGAUCAUCGAGCCGCGCACGCGGGAGCGCAUGUAUGCCAACCUGUUGACGGGAGAGUGUGUUUGGGACCCUCCACAAGGGGUUUGCAUCAAGCGGACUGGUGAGAAUCAGUGGUGGGAGCUAUUUGACCCCAAUACCUCGCGCUUCUACUAUUACAACGCCUCCACCCAGCGCACAGUUUGGCACCGACCCCAGGCCUGUGACAUCAUCCCCCUGGCAAAGCUGCAGACCCUGAAGCAGCACACUGAUGCUACCAACCCCCGUCCUGCAGGAGGAGGAGGAGGAGGGCGAGCGUCAGCAGACAACAGCCCGGGACGGAACAGUGGUGUCAGCCGAGAGGGAAGCACUUCCUCUUCCCUGGAUCAGGAGCUGUCUGAAAAACAGGGCAACAGAGAGGAGGCAGACAGGACUUCUCCCUUCAGGUGGAACACUGGUACGAAGGAGCGAAUGCUGAUCAAGGUGACAGACAGAGAGCCCAGUUUUUUGGCCCACCAAGGAAAUGGUUACUCCCCCUGUGACCCCCCCACCCCUUGCGCUCCUUCUGGAGGGGGCACCACCUCACGAACACGGCGCUCCUCUGGAGGAAACCCACCCUCAGAGCCUGAUGGCUCCCCUGUUCUCUAUGCUGAUCGCCGUCAGUCUCCCUUCUUGAAGCGUGCUGAGCUUGGCGGAACCGGCACCCACCGCCGCUCCUCAGCUGAUUCCCAGCCUCCCUCGCCUCGCUAUGCCUAUGAACCCCCAUUGUAUGAGGAGCCGCCAUCGGAGUACCAGCCCCCUCCUAUCUACGAGGAGCCACCCACUGACAUGCAGCUCUCUGACUCCUCUUCCUUCUAUGGUACUGGCAAGUCACCAGCUCGCAAGUCUUCAGCCCCCCUCUAUCACUCCCCCAAACAGGGCCAGUCGCCCUAUGGCCAGCUGGUUCUGACCAGGCAAAAGUGUCCAGAAAAGACCCAAAGUCUGGAGUACAGUCCUGUGGGGAAGGAGUAUGUUAAACAGCUGGUCUACGUGGAGCAGUCAUCUUCCAGUCCUCGCUUCAAGACUGCUGACCGCCUGCUCCGUUAUGGCACUACUGGGGGCUAUGGUGGCUCAUAUGGGGGGUCCUAUACUCUGCAGCACAGCCAGUCUCUGAUCAGGGACCCCCGCCUACUGCUGGAUUACAGUGGGGAGGGUGGAGAGGGAGGUCAGAGGUUGCUUUAUGAGGACUCCAUAUCCUGGACGACCGGCCAGACCCACUCCCUAUCCUCUUCCUCCACAGGUGGUCCUGGGGCUUUCUCUCCAGCAGGAAACCGCAAACGCAAGAGUCGAAAGCCAUCCCUCCCUCAGGAGUUGGCAUACUGUGGGGGCCCAGAGGGGGAGCUAACAGGCACAGCAUCUGAAGCGAUGCUAGCCCAGGCAAGGCUUGCAUGGGAGGCCCAGCAGGUGAUGAAACAGAGAAGCAGUUGGGACUCAGGCCAGGGAGGUGGGGUUGCCCAAGGUGGUAGCUCCAAAGAUGGUUAUGAGAGCGAUGGGGCGGUUCCUAUGCCAUUACCGGGGCCAGUGGUGAGGGCAUUCAGCGAGGAUGAGGCACUAGCACAGAGUGACAGCCACCACUGGAAACGCAGCACCUUUGACCGGCUAGGCUUCCCCCAGGCCCUGCUGGAGAAAAGCCUCUCUGUCCAGACCAACCUGGCCUCUCCUGAGCCUUAUCUCCACCCAUCACAGUCGGAGGACCUCGGAGCCUGUGCCCAGUUUGAGGCCAGUCGAAAUGCCAGGAAUAUGAUGCCGAGUGCCAGCUGCGGCAUCUUCCCAGAAUUUACCCUGAGGAAGCCCUCCUCUGAGACUGACAUCGAGAACUGGGCAUCUAAGCACUUCAACAAACACACACAGGGUCUGUUUAGAAGAAAAGUUUCCAUUGCCAAUAUGCUGGCCUGGAGCAGUGAGCCCAUCAAGAAGCCAAUGAUUGUGACCUCAGAUCGCACAGUUAAGAAGGAGGCAGUGGACAUUUUUAAGCUCAUCCAAACCUACAUGGGGGACCGUCGCUCAAAGGUUGACCCCCUCUCUGUGGCUCUGGAGGUGGUGGUGCGUGGGUGGAGUAACCAGGGCCUGCGUGAUGAGCUUUACAUCCAGCUUUGUCGUCAAACCACAGAGAACUUCCGCUAUGAUAGCCUGGAACGAGGCUGGGAGCUGAUGGCCAUCUCUCUGGCCUUUUUCCCUCCCACGCCCCGCUUCCACAACUACCUGGAGGGCUACAUCUACCGGCACAUGGACCCACUCAACGACACCAAGGGAGUGGCCAUCAGCAGCUACGCUAAAUACUGUUACAGGAAACUGACUAAAGCUGCACUGACUGGAGCCAAGAAGGGCCUGCAAAAGCCCUGUCUAGAGGAGAUCAUGCAUGCCAGAAAUGCCAUCUUCAGUCCCUCCAUGUUUAGUUCCUCGCUGGAGGAGGUGAUGGCCCUGCAGAAGGAGCGGUAUCCAGACAGCCAGCUGCCUUGGGUGCAGACUCGCCUCUCUGAGGAGGUUCUGGGUCUUAAUGGGGACCAGACAGAAGGCAUCUUCAGAGUACCAGGUGACAUUGAUGAAGUCAAUGCCCUCAAGCUGCAAGUGGAUCAGUGGAAAAUCCCCACAGGACUGGAAGACCCACACAUCCCAGCAUCCCUGCUGAAGCUUUGGUACAGGGAGCUGGAGGAGCCACUGAUCCCUCACGAGUUUUAUGACGAGUGUAUCAGUCACUAUGACAACCCAGAGGCAGCAAUCAAUGUGGUGCUGGGUCUGCCACACAUCAACAAACUGGUGCUCUGCUACCUCAUCCGCUUCCUACAGGUGUUUGCUCAGCCUGCCAAUGUGGUCAUCACCAAGAUGGAUGUGAACAACCUUGCAAUGGUCAUGGCUCCCAACUGUCUGCGCUGCCAGUCCGAUGACCCCAGGAUCAUCUUUGAGAAUACUCGCAAGGAGAUGUCCUUCAUCCGUGUGCUCAUCCAGCGGCUGGACACCAGCUUCAUGGAUGGAAUCCUAUAGCCCCCCUACCACCACCACUGCCUCUAUACACACACACACACACUUCACUCCCACCCUUCUCUUCACUCCCUUUAACCCCCUCCAUGACAGGCUCCAUGCUCUCCCCCAGCACAGGGACAUCAUACAUUCAUUCUGCUGCUGGGUGAAUACCUCACAUCUCCAACAUGUUUACUUUCCUAGAACUAACUCAACUGAUCUGACUCUGUCCUCUGUACAUUUUGAGGUGAACCAGCUGUUUUUCUUUUUCUGCCAGUAUUAGAGUUACAAGGUUUUCAUAUAGUACUGUGUGUGCCUUCACAUGCACUAAUCGACUGUACACAUAGAAUAUGAAGGAAUCAGCAGGGAUCUCAUCAUGUCAUCGGAGUCAUUUUAAAUCCAACUCAUUAGUGUUAAAUGAACUGGGGUUUGUCUUUGUUUCUCCUGCUCACACACACACAGUCAUACUGACAUGCACACACACACACACACACACACACAUAUACAGUACAUGCACACACACACACAUAUAUACAGUACAUGCACACAUGUCCAGCCCCAGGAUUUCACACCCUCUUGUAAACAACACCAUCCGACACAGAGCAGGAAUUCUGCCUCUGUCCCACACUGGCUGAACAACACAUCCAGCACCAGAUUUUAACAACCAGUUCCAUCACUGUCUCAUGAUGUCAGAUUGCUGUUAGAUUCUCAGACUGAGAGGUGAUGCUGUGACCAACGUGUUUUCAGAGGUAGCAAACAGAACUUUUCACACUGCCAGGGUAGGAGCUUAAAACUCUUUACUGCGGCACACUGGCGCUGCUUCCACGGGACAGACAGUGAGAGAGAAGAGUGAACCUCACUCAUUCUGUUAAAGGAGUGCGAGUGUCGAUAAAGACAGUGAUACUGUGAGAGUUGGCCUCUUAGCCAUCAAGUGACGAGAACAUGGACACUCAAUCACCCAGAGUUGUGUCACAGUGUCCACGGUGUUGGACAGAUACAUUAUUAUAGACUGUGUCUCAGUUGUUUGUACAUUGAACACAUUUUAGUUUGAAGUUAAGUUAGUGAACAGUGUCACUCAGUGUGCUUCAUGGCUGAUGGUGAUCACUGACUACUGACGCUACUUUACACAGGCUCCCUGAAGGUCUUCAAAACCUCUGGAUUUACCUCAUAUUGAUUUAAAUGUCAUCUCAAAACGUAUCAUAUUCUCUCCUCACUGCUGUAGGUACUAAUGUCAGGUAUUAAAUGCUCUGUCUUUAUAUAGCGCUCUUCUAGUCUUGAUGACCACACAAAGCUCAUUUAACUACAGUUGAGCCAUUCACACAGUGCAUCUAUUUGCAGUACUUUCUCAAAAACUCAUCACUUACACACUGCCCGCACAGCCGUCCAAAGGGUUCCUGUAUUGUUACACACUAAAAAACAGACUGAGGCCACAGUGGACUGUGUGCACUAGGUGGCUGUGCACUGACCUCUCUGUCAGUUAAAGGACAGUUAAGGUUCACCAUCUUGUAAAGCAACUUAUUGGAAUGAAUCACUUAAUUUUAGGAUGCUUCUCCUGGUCUGCUUUACAUUGAUAUAUAUUAUUAAAUUAUUAGUUACUGGUAUAAAUAAUUAUGUAUUGGGAAAAUUAAAUAAUAAUAAUAAAUAUUUGUAGACCACAUUGUUCCCAUCAAUUUUCCAUCACACAUCAUACUUUAGUGCAUACGUUCUAUCCUGCACAGAGCCUGUUCACACUAAUGUAAACAUUGUACUAAUACCUUUCACAUACACAUCCACACAACACAUAGAAAUGUGCAACAGGCUGUGUUGCAGUCAGAGGCUGUUGAUAGGCUCCAUGCUGACAGUUUCACACUGAAUCAUAUUGUAUGCUGUGCAAUCAGUCGGACUGCUGAAACUUGAACUUGAAGAAGUUUCUCACUGUGAGUCAGUGUCUCAUCAGUGUAAUUAACAGGUAUUUAAACAUGAGUGGCUUUAAUCUGGUUGUAACUGUUAACAAAGGAACUCUGAGGUUAACGCCUCUGCAUGGUGAUGGUUGGGUUUCCCGGUGUUCUUUUUCCCCAAUUCUGUCCAACUGACAUGAAUGCAGCAUCACUAUGGCCACAAGUGACAAUCAACACAUGUGACACAAGCAGAGAGAAUCCAUGAUGUCAUCACAGAACAAGUCACACAAACACUUCAAUCAUCUGUUGUGUGGUGUCCAUGUUCUAAUCACUUAACAUGGUGGUAGGUAGUCAUGUGACACGGACCGCUCCAAGACCCCACGGUGUUGAGGUCAUCCGACUGCAGACAGAGAAACAGUCACUCACCUUAGCUCCAUGACAGGGGACAGGUGGCUGGUCCACGGUUCUGCUCUCAAAACAAACCACAGUUCACAGCAGGAAGGCUGAGAGCAGCACUGCCACUGAGCAUGCUCUCCCCCAUCCUCCCACCCUCCUCUCCUCCAUCCUUCUAUCUCCCCUCCAUCCACCACCUCACCUGAUCUGACAGCAGGGCGUCGGUCCACCCACUCACUGAGGGACAGUCCUUUCUGCUCACUAAUGCUUUGUGAAUGCAUGUAGCUGUGGGCGUGCUUGUCUGUCCUCCUGUCUCAUUGUUUACACAAUCGGCUUGUCUCUCAC
Messenger RNA from Paralichthys olivaceus (Japanese flounder), 5710 nucleotides. RefSeq names its product Rho GTPase activating protein 39 (gene arhgap39). The record is from RefSeq and is a predicted model, not a curated record. Lineage: Eukaryota; Metazoa; Chordata; Actinopteri; Pleuronectiformes; Paralichthyidae. Gene Ontology annotation, biological process: signal transduction. Gene Ontology annotation, cellular component: cytoskeleton; cytoplasm. Gene Ontology annotation, molecular function: GTPase activator activity; protein binding.